Messenger RNA from Pocillopora verrucosa, 3105 nucleotides. RefSeq lists its product as uncharacterized. Gene Ontology annotation, biological process: proteasome-mediated ubiquitin-dependent protein catabolic process; regulation of proteolysis. Lineage: Eukaryota; Metazoa; Cnidaria; Anthozoa; Scleractinia; Pocilloporidae. Gene Ontology annotation, molecular function: ubiquitin protein ligase binding. The record is from RefSeq and is a predicted model, not a curated record. Gene Ontology annotation, cellular component: cytoplasm.
GUAUUCCGAACCAGUUUAGUCGCGUCGAAGAAUAGGAAUUUAAAUGAAAACAUAGAAGUUCCUAACAACAUACCGCAUAGAUUAUCUAUAUAAUGGAGUAAUUACUGCUUAUUCCAGUUAAAUGGAUGAGGUUUGUGAUAGAAAACCUUCUGAGGAAGAUCUGCUCGGCUGUUGGGAGAUAGUGUCUUGCAAACUACAAGAAGAGAGAUACCCAGACGUCGAAGGGGUACAAUUCAGUUUAGAGGAAGGUGGUGAUCUGAUCUGGAGUGUGCCUCCAACAUCAGAACAAGAUACACUUCCUUUCUUUUCUUGUGAAACAUUUGUGGUCGAUGGCUUUUCAGGAGAGUUGGUUUGUUAUGGCAGCAAUGUUGACAAAAUUGCUUUAAGAUGUUCUCUUGAAUCAAACCAGCUGGUCUUGUGUUAUGACAGACAUUUAAAGUUGUGCUGUCGAAAGGUGGAUCAAGUGAACUCUACAAAUCUUUCACAUGGUCCAUAUUCCUUACUUUCUGCAUUGAAGGAGGGCUUUUUCACAGAUAUCACCCUUACUGCUAGCAAUGGUGAAAAGUUCCAAGCCCACAAGACAGUCCUUUCUUGUUUCUUUACUGAUGUCUGUACAUGGGACAAAAUUCCUCCUUUAUUAGAAAAUCAGCCAUCAGAUGUGCUAAGGGCACUGUUACAUUACUUGUACACCAGUUGUUUGCCAGCUGACAUCUCAGAUGAAACUGCAAAAGAGCUUCAAAAAAUUUCCCAGUUGAAUGGGAAGGAUAUUGGACAUCUAAGCAAGCUUUGUACUGAGUAUCUUGAAGCAACAGCUGUGAAAAAUAGGAUCAAAAGUCUUCUCAGUGACUUAUAUAGUAUAUUGGAGUACAUUUUACAAAUAUCAGAAUCUUUAGCCUCAGGAUUUCGUCAUGAUAGAACAAGUAAUGGAACUGUCAACACUGGAAAUGGAUGUAGGGUAGAUCCUCUAAAGAUAGUCAAAGUUACCAAAAUGUCACUGAGGCAACUAUCAAUAGGAAUGUUGAAGUUUGUUUUGCUCUGUGACAUUUUUACCAAACACAAGUCUGACCUAUCAAGAGAAGAGAGACAAGAUAUUAUUCAGCACUGUUGGAAGAGGUUGCCUUGUUUUGUGGAACUAGUGGAGAAAUUCUUGACAGUUUUCCAAGGUGCUUUAUCUGGACUCAGUGAGUCUGAGAGGGAAGACAUGGCCUUGCAUCUUAUUCCAGAGAUUGAGAAGAUUUGGUUAACAUCCACUCAGCUGGGAAGUGAUGCCAAUUGUGCUCUGGAGACAAUUACACGGAAAGUAGACAAAGAUCAUAAAUCGAAAACACAUCUUCCAAAGAUGGCAACUUCAUUAAGUAGAACGCUCAGAAAUGCAGUUCACCUUAGAGAAGUUAUAACACUUAAGAGAUUUCAUGAUAAGGUCUCAUCAUCACUUAUGUUUCUGCUGCAAAAAAGGGGGGAUUUUACUUCUUUAUCAGAAGAACAGAAGCUGAGGUCUGUGUUAAAGACCAUGGAUAAUAUGAUGCUAGAGAUACCAGAUCACAUUCGCACUCUCCAUAAAUUUCCAAGAAUAUUUGAGAAAAAGAUGCCAUGGAAGCAGUGGAAGUAUUUGUGUAAAGAGUGGACGUCAUUCGUGAGUCUUAGUUUACGAAAAGUGUUAGCAAACAAAGAUAUUCUUGAGCCGGUGGUGGAACAGACAAUUGCUUUAAUUCAUGAAGACCAGUUUACCAAUCUUGUUCAGGAACUUGGUUUCCGAAAGGAGAGUUUUAGUGAGGACAAGGACGAGGACAUCACUAGAGAAAAGAAGAGCAGAGGUCGUGUGGAGUCAGUAAUAACUUGUCCGCCGGCUGAUAAGAGCCCGCUGGCUCAAUCAGUCAACCAGCUAUUGAUAUCUGGAGCUCAUGCAGACAUGAAAUUUAUUUUUGACAAAACAGACUUAUCUCAUUACUCCGCAUGCACAGAGUGCAAAAGAAUAUGUGAUCAGAACGUAAUGGAGAUUGCUGCCCAUCGUGUUAUUGUAGCUACACGUUGUGAUUGGUUUAGACGGGCACUACUGAGUGGCAUGAAAGAAUCUAUAGAAAGGCGGAUUUUAAUUCCCGACACGAGUCCAUGUUUGUUCUACAAGUUCCUUGGUUAUCUGUACAGCGGUAUUCUUGAUAAGGACAGCCUUAGUUUGGACGAGCUUGCCGAGGUGAUAGCAUUGAGCGAUAAGUACGAGGUGGAUUCUCUAAAAGAAAUUUGUGAGGGAGUCUUACUUCGAAACAUCGAUGAAGAUAACGUUUUGCUGUAUCUUGGUAUGGCGGAGCAGUAUUCUGUGGCUCGUUUAAAGGAAGAAUCAUUUAACUACAUAACGUUGCAUCCUGAAGUCUUGGAAUUAGAAAUGUUUGAAGAGCUCCCUGGCACUUUGAAACAAAGUAUCGAGGACAGAAUUCGUCAAAACAUGCCACAGGCUAAACCAAUAACAGAGGAAGUAAAUCAGGCACUUGCUAUUACCCGUUUAGAAGAUUUUGAAGGCCUGCUCGAGGACGAUUUUGUUGAAUAUUCGGAGGACAGUGAUGAUGACAACGAUGAUGACGUCAUGCCACGUGGUAACAGUCAAAUAGAGCGUUGUAUUGAACAACUUCGUGAUGUCCUCGGAGAUGAUGUGCCGCGGAGAGAACUGGUACGAGUGACUCUUGCGGCGGAUUGUGAUCCAAACAGAGCUCUUAACUUUUAUUUCACUUAACGUUUUAGAGGAAAUUUCAAAGCUUAUUUCGGGUAUUUCACAUGAAAAUGGUAAAACUACAGUAGAACCUGUAUUAAGUGGUCACCUUGUAUUUUGCGGUCGGUUGUCAAAGUCCCGAAUUUGUUUCCCUCCAAUAACUGUUAAGCGGUCUUGGUCACCUUUGAGUAAGUGCCAUCGGUUAGUUUUUUUCCCACCUCUACUGAACGGUCACUUUAAGUGUAUCAGCUCAAAUUAAACUAAGAAUAGCCUUUUAAAUAAAAAUGAGUCCAUUUUAUCGCCCGAAAUCAAUGUUAGGGCAUUUUUGAGGGAUUUUUUUGUACAUAAGUGGUCAGUUAUGGCAUUAAACGGCGUUUACGUGGUACCCCUAUCCUGUGGAACCU